GAAAUGGGAAUAGCUAGGAAAUGUUCAUAUUGUGGUAACUUGGGUCACAAUGCAAGGACUUGUAAAAGUCUCAGUCACGGACAACCAAAGCUGUUCGGAGACCAACUUGGUGGUUAUUAUUCUUCAUCGUUACCUUCCUAUUCUGCCACAAAAAUAAGUCUCAGCCCCAACAACUUGUUCUCUUCCCAUGUGUCCUCCUCCUUUUCCUUGCCUCCCCUGCUUCCUGCAAAUCAUAAUUCAGAUAGUUACUUCCAACACACAAAAAAAGGUGUGCCGUGGACAGAGGAGGAACAUCGGAUAUUUCUUGUAGGGCUUGAAAAGCUGGGGAAGGGAAACUGGAGAGACAUAUCUAGAAAUUUUGUGACAACAAGAACGCCUACCCAAGUUGCCAGUCACGCACAAAAAUAUUUUCUCCGUCAAUCAAACAAUACCUUCAAUAGAACAAAACAUUCUUCCACCCUAUUCCAUUGGCUUUCGCAUCCUCAUUCAGCAUUGAAUUGGCCUACCACUUCAACUGAUUGCACUCUCCAGAGCGCGUCCCUAGAUUUAGAACUUAAACUUGCAACUCCCAAGCCAUUGGAGCUGGUAGAUGCAUACUCUGCAGGCCUUUCUAAGUUAACCACUAGUGUGUAAUAUUUGAAGUAGUUUUCUUAGGAUAUUGCUAAAUUCUAAAUUAAGUUAACCACUAGUGUGUGAUAUGGUUAAGAGCUACAAGUCAAAUAUUUCCUAGGCAUUCAUCGUGUUAUAUAUAUUUAUCUUUAUUUUUCA
Molecule: messenger RNA, 768 nt
Organism: Cajanus cajan (pigeon pea)
Lineage: Eukaryota; Viridiplantae; Streptophyta; Magnoliopsida; Fabales; Fabaceae
Product: transcription factor MYBS3
Biological process (GO): response to ethylene; response to gibberellin
Molecular function (GO): DNA binding; zinc ion binding
Source: RefSeq, a predicted model, not a curated record